GUUGUGAUCGCGAGUUAAAUAGCGUUCAGACGAUACGAAUCCGUUUAGCAGCGUUUUUUGAUAAACAUAGCGUGUGACAUUUAACACGCACCUGGUAACAGCUCCAGCAUGAAGCUUUAUUUUGUUGUGAUGAUUUCGUUCGUGGGAUUUUUUUGUAUCGCACGAGCAGAUGACGAUAUUAGGUGUAAAGGUAUUGCAUUUCGAUGUAUCCCUCCGCCAGAAACUUGCCCCGAAAAUCAAACAUUAGCGCCAGGCACUUGUUCAUGUAGUUGCCAAACAUGUAGACCGGUACCCGCUGUUGGAGGUGUUGGAUCACACUGCGUUGUGUUCAAUAUUAAAGGGCUGCCAACUUCUAACUGCGCAAAAGGGUUUGUGUGCUGUGACAAUUUUUGCGUGAAGCCAGAACACUGUUGUUGAAUUUGACUUCGUUAUUCUUUUGAUGGAAACUAAUUAAAUUCAAAUUCUUAAAAGUAUGCUGUGCUUUGAAAUCGUUAAUUGUUUUUGUUUAAUUAAAUUUUCUGUUUUAUCAAAAAUAUGUUCAUAUAGAUUUAUCAAAAUUAAAAAUAAAUAUUACAACCCGACAAGGACUUAUUCAUUAUUUUGAUAUUUUUGAUGGGCAAAAAAUUUUAUGGAUUGAAAAUCGCGUUUCUCACGUACCUAAUUUAUGAAACUAACAGAACAACAACUACUAGUUUAUCUCGGUUUUGAUCAACAAAAAUUAUAAAUGUUACGAGAUAUUCGAAGACAUGGAAUCAUGAAAUGGCCUUCGUUACAAUACUUUGGUUAGAAUUUCUUUUUUCUUGGUUUAUAGGAUAGAUUAAUUUCUCACGUCCAGAGAAUACCUUUUGCCGAUCUCUUCGUUGAAACAAGAAUUUUCAGAUAUGCUUUCGCACAGCGAUCAAAAAAUGGAUAUUCCGUGAAGGACACAUUUUUCUUUUCUUCUGCUUUUUUAAGAUGGCAAUGUUGCGAAGCAAAUAUAUAAGUCAACGUUUCUCGAUAAGCGGAAUAAUUAUACGUUUUUACUUGGAAAAAUUUAAUUAUCAUACAAAAAUAACUCGGAAUAGAAAAACGCUCUUUAUCGGUUACUAAGCGUUUUUAAUGUAAAACUUGAAAAUUACUUUACACUUGCCGCUUAACCAGAAUACUUUACUGAUUAACUUUCCGUGUUUAGUAAAAUCUAAUAUAUGUUGAAGAUGAACAGCAUAGUGGUUCUACUUUUCACAUUGGUGGUGUUCAAUUUCAUAAACGCAGCUGAUAUAGAAUGCAGGGGAAUCAAAUUCAAAUGUGAACCAUUCGCACUGUUUUGCCCGGUAAACCAGACUCUGGUUCCGGAGAAAUGCUCAUGCGGCUGUACUAGGUGCGAACCCAAUCCCCCUUAUGGAGGUGUGGGAUCGUCUUGCGUAAAUACCAUUGUUGCUGGGAGACCAGCAAAUAACUGCGACGCAGGUCUAGCUUGCUGUAACCAUUUUUGCGUGAGGCCGGAACAUUGCUGCUAAAUUGUAUUGUAGUGUACUGUUGCUCGUAAUAAACGAAAGCUGCUUACAA
This is a messenger RNA of Cylas formicarius (sweet potato weevil), 1545 nucleotides long. RefSeq lists its product as uncharacterized. Lineage: Eukaryota; Metazoa; Arthropoda; Insecta; Coleoptera; Brentidae. The coding region runs from base 1185 to 1496 and encodes 103 amino acids. The transcript is spliced from 3 exons. The record is from RefSeq and is a predicted model, not a curated record.